UUGUUGUCCUUGUCGACCUGCUGGAAGUUUGAUUUUUUUUUUAAUUUAUUUUUCAGCCAUGGGAAUAAGGAGGUCUUUUCCUGCCGUGGGAUCCUGCUAGCUGUAAACUAUUUUAUAGACAGGGGACACACUGAUAUCACAGUCUUUGUACCAUCAUGGAGAAAGGAACAACCUAGGCCUGAUGUCCCCAUCACUGACCAGCAUAUUCUCAGAGAGCUUGAGAAGAAGAAGAUCAUGGUGUUUACACCGUCGCGACGGGUCGGUGGGAAGAGGGUAGUUUGUUAUGACGAUCGAUUCAUUGUCAAGCUGGCCUGCGAGUCCGAUGGCAUCAUCGUGUCAAACGACACUUAUAGAGACUUGCAGAGCGAACGCCAAGAAUGGAAGCGCUUCAUUGAGGAGCGCCUGCUGAUGUAUUCAUUUGUCAAUGACAAGUUUAUGCCUCCUGAUGAUCCUCUUGGACGGCAUGGUCCUAGCCUGGAUAAUUUUCUGAGGAAGAAACCACUUGUACAAGAACACCAACGGCAACACUGCCCCUAUGGCAAAAAAUGCACUUAUGGAGUCAAGUGUAAAUUCUACCACCCAGAGCGGAUUAACCAGUCUCAGAGAUCUGUGGCUGAUGAGCUUCGGGCAAAUGCUAAGCUUUCUACAACCAGGGCUAUGAGUCACUUUAGCCCUCUGAAGGAUGAGAAGAAGCCAGUCUUGCCAAGGAAAUCCUCCCAUCCUGAUGUGCACUCGAUGGCAUCCCUGGAGCAGGAAAUGGAACAGAAGCUGAUGCUGGAGCGAAGAAACUCUCUGCAUAAAGGGCAAAUCACUGAGAAUUCACUCAUAAUAAAAGGGGCCGCUUCAUCCAAGAGGCCUUCCAAAAAGGUGACAUUUAACCAGUGCAGCCACCAUUCCCCAACAAAAAUUGACUCUUUCCCCUACCCUUCACAAGAACCUUUGGAUUCAGGCCUGGGAUCCUACGAGAGCCAGUAUUCUGAAAUGAUGCCCAGGGGACCACAGAGACACUGUGAGCAUUACCAUCCAGAGCAAAGGGGAUCUGGCAGGUACAGCAACUGUUCCAAUAGUCGACCAGUUUACCACCACUCUCAGAGCCUGGAUCAGCAUGACAGCUAUCAGCAGUACAACUGUUCUCAAACACCAAUGACUGCCAGAGCUAGCUUCCAUCAAUACAACCAAGAGCUACCAAACUCCAGGUCUUCAAAUAUGAUGGACCACGGGGGACAUUGCUAUCCAGGGUACGGGAGGCCAGUGUACCAGGGUGUGGUGGGUUCUUACAGCCUUCCAGAUGAGUACAACCCAGGCUCAGUGCAACCCCAGCGGGAAUACUGGUCAGAUCCAUUUCAAGUAGCUGCUCAUUGCAGAUCUAGCAGCCUGCAGGAUCACCAAAGGUUCCAGCAGUAUUUACCAAGUGCAGUGUACAAUGAUCAGCAAUCGCACCAGUGGCCCCAGCAAGAUCCCUAUACCAAAGAACGGGAGGAUGUCCGUAAAAAGUUGCUUGCCAUCUUUAACCCCCAUCAGGUGGACAAGGCCAUGAGCAUGUUCCCAAACCUGUUUGACCCCCAGGUCCUUGCUGCUGAAAUCCUCACGCUCAAGUCAAGGGGCGAGCUUAUGUAAAACAAAGCACUUUCCUUCUGCUGUGCCAAUUAGGGGGUGUUCUGAACCGGUUUAUAGUAAAUUGAUGUCUCAAAACUUGGAUGUGUGAUCCAAAAAUAUAUAGCUUGCUUUGAAAAUUGUCCUUUUUCAGUACAAAGGUUCAAUGCAAGGAUUGUAAGCCAUUUUCAUAUGAUGUUCCAGAUAGCAACCGCAUGUGUCUUGCCUCUCUACUGUACAUUUUGAGCACUUCAGUUUAAAAAUUUCUUCUAGGCCUAAAGUAAGGAAACUUACAAGGCCAGAGGUGGUUGUCCGUUGGUACAUAUUGUAUCUCUUCUGAUUUUUUUUUUAAUUUUUAUGCAUCUUUGAAAACCGUGCCACGACAGCAGAAACUUGAGGAAAACGUUUCAGAUUUUUUUGGUGCGUUUCAGAAAAAAAAACAAUAGUUUUUGCUAUCCAUUAAAUUUGCUGUAUUUACAUAUAUUAAUAUGUUUUUGUCAUACAGAUAAGUGGCUGGUAGGAAAGAAGUAGUUAGCAGAAGCAACUAUAACAUGGUGAGGUCUGUAUUGAUCUUAAUUAAUAGAAAUUAAUACUGGCACCGUAGAAAGUGUACCUACUUUAAUUGAGGGCAUUUUGACCCUUUUUUUAAAUUAAAGUCAGUGGUAUUUAAAGCUAAGGCAGUUUAGAUAAUAAAAUACAUCUGUUUCAUAAACAUUAAUGUGCCAAAAAAUGAGAGUUUUCUUUGACAUAAACAUUUGUUUAUGCAAACAUAUAUUAAUCAUGGAUGUGGUGUUAAAACUGGCUGUAUUGGCACUGUGUGUCUUGGUGUGAGCCACAAAUAAGUUACCUAAUGAACAUAAAUACAAUUUGUUCAGUUGUGAAGCAUUACAUAACAGUAAUGGUUUCAUUCAAGUAAGCAAACUGCUUUUUAAAACAAAAUAUGAAUACAAAAAAUGCUGUUGUCAUUAUCAUUUUAAUGUUUUUAUUUCUUUUGGAGAAUAUAUGUAAGUGUAUAGACGUAAAGGUUGUUGUGAGAUCACUAGUUCUCAGGUUCUUUUAAAGCUUAGCAAUUGUAAAGAAACUGCUGUUUUCUCUGGGUUUUUUUUUUUUUUUAACGUAUGUAUUAUGUUACACAUGUAUAAAUAAAAUUCAUCUUGAAAUAACAA
Molecule: messenger RNA, 2759 nt
Organism: Polyodon spathula (Mississippi paddlefish)
Lineage: Eukaryota; Metazoa; Chordata; Actinopteri; Acipenseriformes; Polyodontidae
Product: endoribonuclease ZC3H12A-like
Exons: 4
Biological process (GO): nuclear-transcribed mRNA catabolic process, RNase MRP-dependent; 3'-UTR-mediated mRNA destabilization
Cellular component (GO): nucleus; cytoplasmic ribonucleoprotein granule
Molecular function (GO): metal ion binding; RNA endonuclease activity; mRNA binding
Source: RefSeq, a predicted model, not a curated record